Messenger RNA from Cladocopium goreaui, 438 nucleotides. The record is from the annotation of a GenBank genome assembly. NCBI's taxonomy places the organism in Eukaryota, Dinophyceae, Suessiales, Symbiodiniaceae.
AUGUCCUUGAAGGCAAAGCAGAGCAAGAUGGCGCCGCCCAUGACCGAGGGCGGCGACAAACCAGCGAAGAAGAAGGCCAACAAGUCCAAGCCCCAUGCGACGAACUGGGGUGGCUAUGUGUUGAAGCUGUUGAAGCAGGUUCAUCCAACCAUGAAGAUCUCCAAACAGGCGAUGGCUGUCAUGGUCUCGUGCGUGGAAGAUACCUUUGAGCGGAUCUCUGCUGAGGCCGGUAACCUGCAUCGCCGUGGUGAUUCCAAGACACUCACAACCCGUGAUAUCCAGUCUGCCGUUCGCCUGGUCUUCCCUGGUGAGCUCUCACGUCAUGCAGUGUCGGAAGGCUGCAAGGCUGUUAUUGCCUUCAAGGGUGGGCAGGAAGGAGAUGACGAGGAAGAUGAGGACUGUUGUGACAGGGAGGCCGAAAUCGGGAAUUUCACGUGA